Molecule: messenger RNA, 2702 nt
Organism: Chenopodium quinoa (quinoa)
Lineage: Eukaryota; Viridiplantae; Streptophyta; Magnoliopsida; Caryophyllales; Amaranthaceae
Product: lupeol synthase-like
Exons: 6
Coding region: 1-618 (205 amino acids)
Biological process (GO): triterpenoid biosynthetic process
Cellular component (GO): lipid droplet
Molecular function (GO): intramolecular transferase activity
Source: RefSeq, a predicted model, not a curated record
AUGUUUUAUGUACAUAAAUUCAAUCCAACAGAGCUCUUCGAUGAUGUUCUAAUCGAAAGAGAGCAUGUUGAGUGCACUUCCUCAGUAAUACAAGCUUUUACACUCUUCAAGGAGCAAUACCCAGAUCACAGGACCAAAGAAAUAGAAGACUCCAUCUCUAGAGGAAUACAAUACAUUGAAAGGGCUCAAAACCCUGAUGGUUCUUGGUAUGGUUUUUGGGGAAUUUGUUUUACCUAUGGAACAUGGUUUGCAGUGGAGGCACUACUAAGGUGUAAUAAAAACUACCAUAAUAGUCAGGCUGUGCGAAAGGCAUGUGAGUUUAUACUCUCAAAGCAAUUGCCUAAUGGCGGGUGGGGCGAAAGCUACCUCUCAAGCUCCAAAGAGGUUUAUACAAACCUAAAAGGGAACAAGUCAAAUCUGGUGCAAACUUCAUGGGCAUUGUUAACUCUCAUUAGAGCAGGGCAGUGGGAAGUAGAUCCCGACCCCGUAGACCGAGGGAUGAGGUUGGUAAUCAACUCACAGUUGGAAAAUGGAGACUUCCCACCACAGGUAAUUGCAAGGUUUUCUUCUAAAAAUAAAUCAGUUUUGAUAUUCAAUAAUAUUACCUCCGAUUCUUGAGUACUCAACCUAGUGGGCUAGUGGGUACUUCCUACUUCUAGGAAAGGAUAGAGAGCAAAAGAUAUACUGUAUUAAGUAUAAUAGGACCCCAAGAGGUGAGGUAGGAGAUGAUUAUUAAUGAAUAAAAGAUUGUCAUAAAGGAAAUAAAAUACAACAAGAGAUAAGGUAUUAUUAUAUGAAGGAACAAUUUUCAAAUUCAUUAAAAAAAGUCGGACGAUAUCAAAGUUCCAUGAUUAUGCACCUUUAAGUGGACUCUUUUAUAAAUAAAAAGAAUCAUAAAACCACCAAAUCAAUCAAUAGUUAGCAAAAGUAAAGUGCUGAUUAAGCAGAUUUUAGUUUAAUAAAAUUACUGGUUUACUAUAAGCAAAAAUAUGCUUUGUUUUUUUUUUUUAAGAAAUCAACAAAGGUAAACCGCUAAAUGAAUAGCAGUUUUGUCCAUGGUAAAAAAUAAAAAUAAAAAUAAAAAUAAAAGAAUAAAAAAUAAAAGUUAAUUCAAUUAUCGACUUUAUUCAAUAAACCGCUAAUUCAAUUAGCGAUGUUAUUCAAUGAACAGUUAAUUCAAUUAGUUACCUUAGACAAACCCUCUAAUUCAGCGAUUUUAUUUUGGACAAAACAUCUAAUUCAAUAAUUUUUUUUUAAAAAAAAAAAAUUAAAACGGGAUAUUAUAUCUUGAGAUGGUGUGUAAGUCAUCCAUUCCUAAAUAAAAGUCUCAUUUACUCAAGAGUAAUUUUAAAAAAUGAUAUGCGGUUAAGUUGAUUAAUUGCAAACUAAAACAAAAAGUGAUGUUCAGUUAUUUGAAGGUGAAUAAAAAAGUUGAUACUGAUAAAAAAUGGGACUUUUAAAAACACAAAAUUGUAGUAAAUGAUACUAUCUAGGGACAGAAAGAGUAUCACUUAUCAAUAUAAUAAUGUAAAAAUUGUUCCAAGGAGAAACUUCUUUUAUCCAAGGACUAAGGCUAUUCUUCUUGGUAAGAGUAAGUAGACUGUUCCUCUAUAGUCUCUAUACAAGAAUUUUCCUUGGCAACAUGAAUUUAAAGUUACAAACCGAGACUCUCAUUUAACUUAGUCACAGUACACAGUUUUACUUCUUAUCCAUGAAAUCUAACAGCUAUGGUAACUUUAUACAGGAAACCACUGGAGUAUUCAUGAAGAACUGCAUAACCGAAUUUUCAUCAUACAGGUGUACUUUCCCCAUAUGGGUUCUUAGUGAAUAUCGUCGUGCACAAGCACAAAGAUCUGCCAUACAAUAGCCAACACUCACUGGAACUCCAAGAGAGAUUGGUCACAAGCUAUUAGUAUCUAUAGUGUAUUGCUGCUAAACAUCACACGAUGUAGAAGCAAAUCAAUAAAUCAUCCUUAGUUGGCAAUAAUCGAAUUUUAUGCUCUAGUUGACUAAUCUUUGUCAAUGUGUAAGGUUACUGAGGUAACUUCUAAAAAGUAACUUCCAAAAGUCGAGCCAAAUUACAAUUUUCACUUAUUUUAAGGGCAAUUUGUGAAAAUAUAGGAGCAAUUACCAUGAAAAUUACUUAAACAAACCACAAUUCCACAAUUAUGCUGCUUUUUAACUAAAUUCCCUACAUAACGUCCACGUCAGCUAAAUAAUCCAUGAUUUUUCAUAAUUAAAAAGUGUGAAACCACUGAUUGAAUCAGCGGUUUAUAAUUUAAUGAACUGCUAUAUAAACCACUAAUUCAAUAAGCGGUUUUAUUGUGAACCAGGAAAAAAUUAAUUCAUAUUUAUAGAUGUUUACAUGGACGGUAGGUAGAAAAUUUAGUCAAAAAGUGACGCAUUUAUGAAAUUUUGAUCUCUUUAAGCAUUUUCUAUGAAAAUCACUCAAAUUAUAGUGUGUUAGGUACUAAAGACCUAUAAGAAGAGCUUUUCUAUAGUGUGUUAUCAUGGAACCCAAUUAAGCAAUUCAAAACCAAAAGAAUUUAGAAAAGAAAAACAGGGUAAAAAGAUGAUUUUCUAGAGUGAGAUUUACAUUAUUGAAAGGGACAUGAUUUGCCUGGCGCGCCCAGGAUCUUGAAACAGUAGCUCCCCUUCAGGUUGUUUUCCACUUCUCCCCAUCUUCUCCAGGUACUCUUUAG